AACACCGACCAAAACAAAGCGACCAUGAUAAUAAAAUCAGCGUGAACGGAAAGUUUGACGCGGCCGUUGCGCGUCUUGCGUUAUUUUGAAUGAGAUGAGUCGCAGAACGUCAGCUGUCGCAGAAUCUCACAUCCAGAAAAUGAGCUGACAUUCACAACAGCCACCGGACACCGCCAUAGCAGGGUGUGCGCCGUUAUUCCUGCGCAUUUACAUGGAGAAAAGAAUGCUUUUUACUGAACGGAUAGACACACAGUGAAUGCAUUGUUGAUUUAUGUUCAACCAAUGAUAGGCUACUUGGAGGUUUUUACGCAUGUGACUACAUGGACAGAUAAACUUUAUAGUGGGGUUGGAUGCUUCGAAUCUGAAGAAAAAAAAACUCAUUCUAGCUCACUGAUAUCGUGUUUUAUGAAAGGAUGAACUCUAUGUUGUUUGGGGAAGGUUUUGUGGGCGAUAUGGUGAGCGGUUCGCAACAGGACGCGGUGCCGAGAGCGCUGCGCAACGACCUGGGCUCCAACAUCCACGUUCUCAAGACACUCAACCUGCGGUUCCGCUGCUUCCUCGCCAAAGUCCACGAGCUGGAGAGAAGGAAUAAACUUCUCGAGAGCCAGCUAAACCAGGUCUCGGAUCAGCCGAGGUAUCCGGGCUUAUCGUUUACGCGAGAGGUGGCUGUCCAGACUGACUCGCUCGAAUCGCGACUUCCAGGCAACAUCUGGAGUUUUACACAUGUUUGGAGACAGGGAGAGCGCGUGGAGACUGUGCAUGGGCCCGGGGUCACCUGGACCCAUCCGGACGGGGUUGGAGUCCAAAUUGACACCGUCACCCCAGAACUAAGAGCCAUAUAUAAUGUUCUGGCCAAAGUCAAACGGGAGAGGGAGGAGUACAAAAGAAAAUGGGAGGAGGAGCUUUCGAGGAGAGAACAAAUGGAGUUGAUGGUCCAGACGCUGCAGGAGAACGUUCAGGAGUCUGAAACGGUUCAGGACGAGUUAAAUGAGAAGGUUGAAAGAUUGAAAGCUGAACUGGUGGUCUUCAAGAGUCUUAUGAGUGAUGGUAGCAAGAGGCACCAUUCUAGAGAUGUAGAGAAUCGGAGGAAAUUCCUGAACCUGAAACAAAUGUCCGACCUGGACUCUAAGAUUCAGGAGAAAGCCAUGAAGGUAGACAUGGACAUCUGCAGGAGGAUUGACAUCACAGCCAAACUGUGUGACGUAGCUCAGCAGCGGAACUCAGAAGACAUGUCCAAGAUGUUCAACGUCAGUCCGUCCAGAGCGCCAGCAGACAGAAUGGCUGUGGCGUGCAGAAAGAAGGAAAAUAAGCUGUUAUCUGAUGAGGAAAGCUCUGAGAUGGAUGCAGAUCCCAGCACCUCUGAGGAAGAUGUCCCCUUUAACAUCACAGAUGAGAUGAAACGCAUGCUCAACCAGCUACAUUGUUCAGAUAACUCAUUUGUUGCUAGGAAGGAGACAUUCGACAUCGAUGAUGACUGUGACAGUUUGACGUGGGAAGAGAAUGACGAUACGCUGUUGCUAUGGGGGGAUUUGACAAACUGCAACGUGCCCUGUGCACUCAGCACCGGUGCUUUAGACGACAACGGGGACGCACAAGAUCCUAGCUCUCAGGAUGGCAGUCUGGGGAGUCUUAUAGAUGAGACUGAAUCUCUCUUCAAGACCAGAGAGCAGGAAUACCAGAAGACAAUUGGACAAAUUGAGAUGGAGUUGGCCACAGCCAAGAGUGACAUGAAUAGACACUUGCAUGAGUAUAUGGAGAUGUGCAGUAUGAAACGAGGGCUGGACGUUCAGAUGGAGACGUGCAGGAGAAUGAUCAAGGGUGGCAGAAAUUCUCCUUCCAUCAGCUCCACAGCGAGCAGUGACUCAGGGAACACUGACGAGAUACAAGACGAGUCGGACAAGGACGGAGAGACGGAUGGGGCAAUUAGCUGAUAUCUGCCCAGCCAGGCACCGCCCCCUCCUUCCCCCAGUGUGCUCCAAUUAACUCUCGGGCCUCUUAGCAUUCGGCCAAUGGUAUUCAGUGGCCCCAGUAAAUGGAAAUCUAAGGGACAGGUUCCACAAACUCCCACAAACUAAAAAUCCUGUAGGUGCUUUAACGUCUCUGUGUGAGAGUGGGCCGGAGCUCAUGAGAGUUAUUUUUGUACUUCAUGUGCACUGGACAGUGAUAUUGAUGUAUUACAAGGUGCCACCCCUGUGCAAUGCUCAACGCUAACAUCACAGGACAGCCUGAUUAUGAAUCCAACCAAUCCAAGCCAUCAUCUACAAAAUACAUCACAGAGUACACUAGGGUGACCUUCAAAGCCCCUUAGAGGACAGGGUAGUUUGGUUUCCAACAAGUCUUGUCCCCUUGCAUUAUCUACUAUUGUAUGGUUUGCAUUGCCUUGCAAUAAGUUUUGAGUUCCCUCAAAAUAGUUUUGCGUUCACUCACAAUAAGUUUAGCAUUUCUUUGCAACAGUUAGCAUUUCUUUAUAUUUUGUUUUUCAUUACCUCAAAAUAGUUUGCGUUCCCUCACAAUCAGUUUUGCGUUUCUCCAAAAUAGUCUGCGUUCCCCCAAAAUAGUUUGCUUUGCCUCCAUAUAUGUUUUGUGUUCCCUCAAAAUAGAUUGGGAUGCUUCUCAAUAGUUUGCAUUCCUUCAAAAUUAUCUUCUGACCUUUUGUAAUAGCUAUAUCCAUCCCAUACUAAUCCUUAACCAUGGUUUUACUACAGUAACCAUAGUUAAACAAUUGUUUGUAGGAAACCCUUAUAUUUGUAGUAUAAGGGUAACCACAUAAUUGACCAUGUUUGAACUACAACAACCAUAUUUUAACCAUUAUAUUCUUGGUAAAAUCAUAGAAAUAACACAGGAAAACCAAAACUAUAACAUAUAACAAAUAACAUUAAAAAAAAACUUUGUUUUACUAUAGUGACAUCAUGGUUAAUUUCACCAUGAUUUGUUCAUGGUAAGAAACAAGGGGGUUACAUGGUUAUGGGAGGUAAGGACAUGAUUUUGGUGUAAACCUGUGUUUUAAAAUGUGUUUAAACCUGUGCAUUGUGUUAUUAUGUAAAACUGUAGCACAAUUUUUUUGGCACAAUUAUUAUGAUUUUUCAAAAACCAUAGUUUUGGUUUUCCUGCAUUAUUACUAUUUUUUUUACUACAAAUAUCAUGGUUAAAAUAAUGAUUCUGUAGUAAAACACAGUAAAAUGUGUGGUUAUGGUUUUACCACAUUUAUAGUUACUGUACUAAAACCAUGAUACAUUUUGUGGUAACUAGGUGUUACCACAAACAACAUAGUACAGCUAUGGUUACUGAAUUAAAACCAUGGUUAAUUUCCAUAAGAGAUGGAUAAAGCUAUUGCGAGGAAACCCAAAACAACUGACAAACAUAUUGCGAAGAAAUGCAAAGCAUAUAACGAGUGAACGUAAAACUAUUUCAGAAAAUGAAUUUCAUCCCUGUCCCUUAGGGACUCCGUGAGGACAAGUUGACCAUUAGUUUGAAUGGUUUAUUUAUAGCAAUCAAACUAGCUAAGACUUAUUAUCUGGACAAAUGAGACAUGACUUGGAAAAUGUGGAUUAUCCUGAAUUGAUUGGGGCAUCUGGUCACUCUAGAAUACACAUAUUAAAUUGUGUCAGUCCCAAAACCAUAGCCAUAGUCAUUCAUUAUCUCCAGAUUUUCCAAAAACCAGAAACACUUGGGUGAAACACAUGUCUAUAGAUCAGAUAAGUUGGUUUGUGUGUUAGACCAAAACAGACUUAAAGGAAUAGUUCACCACAAAACAAUUUAUUAUUUCAUUAUUUAUUCACCAUCAUGAUAUCCCAGGUGUGUACGACUUUCUUUCUUCACCAGAACACGUUUGAAGAAAAUUUGAAAAAAUGUCUCAGCUCAGUAGGUUCUUAAAUGCAAGUGAAUGGUGAUCCGAUUUUUGAAGCUCCAAAAAUCAUAGACAGUCAGCAUUGCCAUGUUACGUACGUAAUCUCACGUUCGCCUCUCGGAUUGGACAUCAAGGAUAAGCACACAAAUGUACCAUUAUGAGUAAAGAAACGGAUAAAUACAGAUCUAAACCAAAACCAACCAAGCUUCUGUACAGCGUUCCUCCUACAAUCUUGUAAACAGCACUGCUCUUCCGGCUGUGUCGCACGCAUGCGUUAGUUCUCACGUGUUUGAAAUGCCAAUGGGAUUACGUCGCACGUACUGCUGCAGACUGGAAGCAUGAUUUAGAGUUAAAAAAAGUAAUUCAAUAUUCAUCUUUUUCAUACCAAAAACGAUCGUGUCAAUUUGGAAGACAUUAAUAUAACUUAUGUAUGAUGUUUAUGCUGACUGUCUAUGAUUUUUGGAGCUUCAAAUAUCAUAUCACCAUCCACUUAUAUUUGAAGGACCUAAUGAGCAAAGAUAUUUUUCAAAUUUUCUUCAAAUGUGUUCGGCUGAAGUAAAUAAUGAGAAAAAUUGAAUUUUUGGUUGAACUAUCCCUUUAAGACCCACUUAGAAAAAAAAAUCUGAAUGAUUUCUCUACUUACAUGAACUAUUUCAAAAAUCAUCUGUAUUCUACUGUAGCGUUUUGGCAUUUUUAAGUCCCUGGUUGUAAAAGCAAGUCCAGUCAUGAAUGUGGAACACCAAACAGGUGAUACGCAAGUUCUAUGCAAUCAGUCGGCCUUACUUCAAAACUGAUCUGUGGCCUGUGCUCAUUAAUUGCCUUAGUUUGCUGCACAAGCAAGUUAUUUCAUGUUAUGAUGAAUGUUCCUUUGUUUUAAAGUGUUGAUGAGGCACAGUGUUUACUUCUGGCAAAAUAUGUAGAACAGUGUCUCGUCAUUUUGAGUGGUUGCCAAUGAUAAAGAGUCAUAUGUGCCUAUACACGUUGCAAUGCUAAUUUUUAAUGGCCUUACUGUAUUUCCAGAACAUGUUAAACUUGCACUCAAAAACAAUAUCUUGGUUUUUGAUGGCAUGUGAAUUUUCUUGAUCACUAAUCUGUAUGGUUUCAUUGUUAGCUUAGCAAAAUGCUAAGUCUAAUGAAAUGAUGUGUGAUUUAAAAUGUGUGUGGCAAGUGCACUAACUGAAUAAGUAGAGCUUUCUAAAACAGUUCCGUGAAGGUUAGAAUACUGCUUUUCACCUUGUCUACACCGGACGAGAAAGCACAUCAAAAGCACAUCACUCCCAUUGUAAUCAAUGACGCUGUCUACACUGGAUGCCUCCGUCGCGUUUAUGUACAACCCGUUUUGUUUGUAAUGCUCUGCACGAGCAUGGAGCUGAUUGUCAGUGCAGGUCAUAUUUUCCAAGUCACAAGCCAUUUCGACGCGUCCAGGUGUUAGAGGGCAGCUGCUCACAAGGUUUUGGAACAUAACUAUCCUAUCAAUUGAAUAAGUGUAUGCAGAGAUAAAUGAUAAAACAACAGGAUGUUAUUAACUGGUACAGACUGGUAUGACAUAAGUUGCAUUGUAAGCUCUGAUGAUGGCCAGCAGGGAGCACUGUUUCAUACAGAUUCGGGGGCUGUUUUAUUUGCUGCAUCUGUAAAUAUGACUGGUGUUGGUUUGCUCCAACUAUGUGGCCUUUGUGUUUGUCUUGCUUGGUGUCAUUUGGCUUUCCAUUUGAUUUUUUUUUUUUUACGUUUCUUGGGUCAAAACAAUUUGACCUCAUCGUCAAACGUAUUUGUUUAUAUAUCAGUUUAAUCAUAUUAAUCGGUGAUGUGGGGACAUUUUAAGGAAUUAGUGAUCAGUGAUUUAAUGCUAAAUUCAAAAUAUGGUUGCAGAGGGCUUUAAAAUCUUUUAUAUCAAAUAAGUUGGUGGGCAGGAAUCAUUUGUUCAGCAUUAUUAUUGUUUUAUUUUAGAGCUAAUUGUUACCCACAAUGAUUAUUUCAUAUUGAUCAAGCUGUCAGGUGAUCAUAUCAAUUUGGUAUUUUGCUUGUGGAUAUGAAACAUUAGUUUCUGGCAAAAAAAAUAAUAAAAUCUAGCAUUUGAAUUUUAUAAAAUGUCCUUUUUUAUAUUAUUCAGGGUAGUCAGGGCUAAUCCGGAUGCUUUCCACUGGAAAAUGAAACAAUAGUGAGAGCCACAUUAUAGUGGCCACAAGGAGGUUAACCCAACAUGACUAUACCCACUGGUUGCUUAGGAAGCCUGACUGGAGUCCCUCAGCACACCCUGGAUUCAAUCUAGUGACUCCAGGUGUGGUAGUCAGCAUCUUUGCUUGCUGAGCUACCCAGGUCCCCACUUAAACAAUUAUUGUUGAAUUUUGAAAUGUUUAGUAUGGAAUUUCUAAUAAAGCAUAAAUCACCUGUCCAUUAGACUCCUAUCGGAAAAUUACACUUUAACAAGUAACUAAACCAGCAUCAGCCAGCCUUACAGAAACCCUACUUUUAAUUUCUGAGUAGGAAAUUUAGUGACCUGUACAGCUGAGACACAUUUGAAACAAUGUUGGACUGUAUCUUUCUCAGUCCUCAGCCUUGGUUUUAUUGUUGCUAUUAUAAUUAUUUUGGUAUCUGGAAAUAUAAGUAUACAUUAGAACAUUCAUACUGUAUGUGGUCUUUGUUUAAACGUUUGUUUCUGCUCCAAAUGAGUGUAUCUUUGAAUUUGAUGUGUGAGCAAUGGGUGUAUGUUUCAAAAUAAUUAAUGUAAUUGGUGCUG
Xyrauchen texanus (razorback sucker) is the source of this 6584-nucleotide messenger RNA. RefSeq names its product intermediate filament family orphan 2-like. Bases 414 to 1931 code for a protein of 505 amino acids. The record is from RefSeq and is a predicted model, not a curated record. The transcript is spliced from 10 exons. Lineage: Eukaryota; Metazoa; Chordata; Actinopteri; Cypriniformes; Catostomidae.